Messenger RNA from Rhinichthys klamathensis goyatoka, 4217 nucleotides. RefSeq names its product SLIT-ROBO Rho GTPase activating protein 2 (gene srgap2). Gene Ontology annotation, molecular function: protein binding. Bases 490 to 3822 code for a protein of 1110 amino acids. NCBI's taxonomy places the organism in Eukaryota, Metazoa, Chordata, Actinopteri, Cypriniformes, Leuciscidae. Gene Ontology annotation, cellular component: cytoplasm. The transcript has 23 exons. The record is from RefSeq and is a predicted model, not a curated record. Gene Ontology annotation, biological process: negative regulation of cell migration; signal transduction.
GCGUGGUUUGAGUUUGGGAAAAUUCAGAGAAUAGCGUAACAGUAAGUCUUAAGGGAGAAAUUUGGUAAAUGAAACUCGAAUUAAGACAUGGAAAUCGCCUUUUAAGUGUGAUGCUGGGAAAUCUAAUCCAUGCCUUCAUCCUGCUCUGAGAAGACUCUGUCGCCUCACUCACACGUCUGACCGCUGGAGGAAGAAGGCAAAAACUUUUGAAGGCGCUGCGUCAAGUCGCGCGGAUCCAGUGGGAUGAAACUCUUCUGUUUUGUGCUUCAUUCCUCGCGUGCACAUUCACGGACACAUUCCACCUAGGAAGCCAACGGCAGCUUCAACUAAUAAUGCGGCGUGAUUGAUCAUCGACAGGAGACAAUACCCAUCCACUGCUUUCCAUUCCUACAUACUCACUGGAUAUCUGUAGACGAAGUGCGGGCGACGAGGCUUUUGUUCUGCGGUGUUACUCGCUUUUGUGACAGGACUUAUUCCGUUUAUCUCAAUAUGACGUCUCCGGCUAAAUUCCGAAAGGACAAGGAAAUUAUAGCCGAAUAUGAAACGCAAGUUAAAGAGAUCCGAGCCCAGUUGGUGGAGCAGCUUAAGUGUUUGGACCAGCAAUGUGAGAUCCGUGUGCAACUCCUGCAGGACCUGCAGGACUUCUUCCGCAAGAAGGCAGAGAUCGAGAUGGACUAUUCCCGCAACCUAGAGAAACUAGCCGAGAGGUUCCUGGCCAAGACACGGUACACAAAGGACCCUCAAUUUAAGAAAGAGCAGAAUGUCUUGUCUCCGGUCAACUGCUGGAACCUUCUCUUGACUCAGGUGAAAAGAGAGAGUCGAGACCACGCCACUCUCAGUGAUCUAUACCUCAACAACAUCAUCCCACGCUUCGCCCAAAUCAGCGAGGACUCAGGACGCCUCUUCAAAAAGAGUAAAGAGGUGGGCCUCCAGCUGCAGGAAGAUUUGAUGAAGGUCCUCAACGAGUUGUACACGGUGAUGAAGACCUAUCACAUGUACAACAUGGACAGCAUCAACGCCGAGAGCAAGCUGAAGGAUGCGGAGAAGCAAGAAGAGAAGCAGAUGAGCCGCAACGUCCGACACGAGGACAGGCAGACCCCGCGCUCACCCGACUCCCUCACCAGCAUCAAGAUCGAGGAGAAACAUGUGCGCCGCAGCUCCGUCAAGAAGAUUGAGAAGAUGAAGGAGAAGCGGCAAGCAAAAUACACUGAGAACAAGCUGAAAGCCAUCAAGGCCAGGAAUGAGUACCUUCUUGCUCUGGAGGCCACCAACAACUGCGUCUUCAAAUACUACAUCCAUGAUCUGUCUGACCUCAUAGAUUGCUGUGACCUAGGCUACCAUGCCAGCCUGAGUCGUGCACUGCGUACCUACCUCUCGGCUGAGUUUAACGUUGAGACUUCCAAGCACAGUGGUCUGGAGACCAUCGAAAAUGCUGCAGAGAACCUAGAGGCCAACGCAGACAAACAAAGGCUCAUGGAGACCUACAACAACGUCUUUUGCCCUCCGAUGCGCUUCGAUUUCCAGUCUCACAUGGGUGAUAUGGUGGGACAUAUGUGUGCCCAGCAGCCUGUGCAGGUUGAGCUCAUCCAGAGAUGCCAGCAGCUACUGUCCCGCCUGUCCACACUGAAGAUAGAGAAUGAAGAGGUGAAGAAGACGAUGGAGGCCACUCUACAGACCAUCCAGGACAUGGUGACCAUUGAGGACUUUGAUGUGACUGACUGUUUUCACCACAGUAACUCAAUGGAGUCAGUCAAGUCCACUGUGUCUGAGUCUUUCAUGAGCAAACCCAGCCUAGCCAAGAGACGAGCCAACCAGCAGGAGACAGAACAGUUCUACUUCACGAAACUGAAGGAGUUUCUGGAGGGCAGGAACCUCAUCACCAAACUACAGGCUAAACAUGAACUGAUCCAAAAGACUCUGGGAGAAAGUCAGAAGACCGACUACUGCCUCGCCAGCGGACGGAGGAACUCCACUCUGCGGAAACAGGAGUCCAGCCAAAUCAUUCCCCUGAUGGUGGAGAGUUGUAUUCGCUUCAUCAGUCGACACGGUCUCCAUCACGAGGGGAUAUUCAGGGUGUCUGGCUCCCAGGUGGAAGUCAAUGACAUUAAGAACGCCUUUGAAAGAGGUGAGGAUCCGUUGGCUGGGGAACAGAAUGAUCACGAUAUGGACUCCAUCGCUGGAGUGUUAAAGCUCUACUUCAGAGGCCUGGAUAACGCCCUCUUUCCUAAGGAAGUCUUCCAUGACCUAAUGUCCUGUGUCUCCAUGGAGAACCUCCAGGACAGAGCUGUCCACAUCCACAAAGUCCUGCUGUCAAUACCCAGCAACACCCUGCUUAUCAUGAGAUACCUGUUCGCUUUCCUCAACCAUCUGUCCCAGUAUAGUGACGACAACAUGAUGGACCCCUACAACCUGGCUAUCUGCUUCGGCCCCACACUCAUGUCUGUGCCCGAGGGCCAUGACCAAGUCUCCUGCCAGGCACAUGUAAACGAGCUCAUCAAAACCAUUAUUAUCCAUCACGAGAGGAUCUUUCCAGGGCCUCGUGAGCUGGAGGGGCCCAUUUAUGACCGUGGAGGAGCCACUGAGGAAUACUGUGAUAGUCCACACAUUGAGCCCCCCCUAGUGGAUGAACCCGCACCUGACACCACCUCUGAAAUCCACAACAGCGAUGAUGUAAAGUCAGGGUCCUUGAACGUUUCAGAGUCUGACCCCAUCGAGGCCAUCGCACGUUUCGACUACACUGGACGCACCAACCGCGAGCUUUCCUUUAAGAAGGGGGCGUCUUUGCUGCUGUACCACCGUGCAUCUGAGGACUGGUGGGAGGGUCGCCACAACGGCGCAGAGGGACUCAUUCCACACCAGUACAUAGUAGUGCAGGACAUGCCGGAUGGAUAUGCAGGCAGAGGAAGUCCCAAAGCUGACCUAGAGGCAUCCCAUGAUUCUGUGGAAGAGAAGGUGUCCUCCAGAGCCAGUGCCAGUUCACCCAUUGGAGGCCAUGUGGCUGAUAUAUACCUAGCUAACCUCAACAAGUUGAGGAAACGUCCAGAAUCAACCAGCAUCCGGAGAACAAUCCGGACAGUGGAGGGGCUUGGUGAGGGCUCAUCUGGAGCCGCAGGGGGGUUAAAGACCUCCUCCAUGCCUGCAGGUGGACUGGCCAAGGAGGGGACAGACAAGCGACCAGUCAGCGCUCACAGCGUCCUGAACUCCAUCACUCGCCACUCAUCUCUGAAGACUAAGGUGGAAGGUCCUCAGCUCCGAAAGUCUACGCCUGCAGGACGAUCCAAGAGUUUCAGCAACCACAGACCACUGGACCCGGAGGUCAUCGCUCAGGUGGAGCACAGCUCACAGGACAUUGAGGCCACUAUGAACACGGCUCUAAGUGAGCUGCGGGAGCUGGAGCGGCAGAGCAGUGUCAAACACGCUCCUGAUGUUGUGCUGGACACUCUAGAGCAGCUAAAAAGCGGCGGGGCGUCUGAACCCUCCAGCCCGCUUCAUUCCCGCCUGCUCCGCGAGGCCGACUCCUCCCAGCAUCCUCUGCAGCGCAGCGCCAGUUCGGCAAGCGACAUGCCCUCCACCUUCCGGCCCGGCAAGAGCGCCGGUCCCAAGAGCCCUCUUUCGUCAAUGUCUACCACAGGUCUGUCUGCUUCCGGCUCCAGCUUCAGAGAUAACAGACCCCCAGCCACCAAACCCAAGCCUGUUGUGUUCCCAAAAAGCAGUUCGGCUGGGGGCAGUCCAGCGAUGGGAUCCCCGACCACCACCAUACCACCAACACCACCACCACCACCACCCCCUCCGCCACCCACCGACAAGUCCUGUCCGGUCUGAGGCUUUACAGCCUCUAUUCCAAUCUGUUUCUUAGUAAUUCCAAGAGCACCCUCUGAUACAGACUUUUUGUUUUGGAUCUUAACAGAAAACUGCGGACAACUUAACGGACUCAAACUGAUAUUGGAAGCUUGCGUGAGUGAGCAUGAGUGUGUGUGUGUGUGGAAUUAAUAAACUAUUGGAGUGAUUUUACAGCACUGUUUUAGUUUGGAUUGAGACAUGGACAUCAGCAAUCCCUCUUUUCUAAUCCCAAAUGAGUGGUUUGGAGUUUUUCUGCCUGUAUAGACUGAUUUUAUGGGAAAGGGGUCAGACUUUGAGGACAAACAAGCAAUGGAUAGACUUUUUUCCUCUCAAACUCGGGUGCUGGCGCAACUUGAAGCAGGUUACAGACGGCACAG